Messenger RNA from Monosiga brevicollis MX1, 1632 nucleotides. RefSeq lists its product as uncharacterized. The record is from RefSeq and is a predicted model, not a curated record. Lineage: Eukaryota; Choanoflagellata; Craspedida; Salpingoecidae. Gene Ontology annotation, molecular function: glycosyltransferase activity. The coding region runs from base 1 to 1632 and encodes 543 amino acids. The transcript has 2 exons.
AUGGCCAUGUUCCGCCUGCAGCUGCUGGUGUUGCUUGCCUUGAACCUUGUGGCCGGGCGGCACUCGAUCCCGGGCCCAGACAGUCUGGAUAUGACGCCCUCGUGUUAUUUUUACGCCCCCAACACCCGCGAGUCAACCGCACUCCUCCGCGCCAUGAUUCACGGCCCCGUCCGCCAGUGCAUCGGGCAAAUUGGGCUUGUCAGCUUGCUGAUUCCAGUUGCUGAGGAGUCAUAUGCGCUGGAUCUGACAGCGGCCCACGAAAGUGCCCCACUCUGCAUCAACGACAAUGGCUUGGUGCGACACUCGAGUGGCGUAACCUUUGACGUGGCUGGGGGCUGCUGUCACCAGAACUUUGCGCCACAGCAGCGUGAGGCCUUUUGCUCGAGCCUCGACGACGGCUGCACGGUAUUGCCUGUGGCCAGCCCCGUCAUCAACCUGGCACAAAGUCACGGCGAGACGUAUUUUCAUACCGUGUGGGACGUGCUCCCACGCUGGUAUCGACUGGUCGAGGCUCACCCGGCCCUGACAGCCCGAGCUGCGGUGGUGUCCAGCAGCCGGAUUUUGGAGCGCUUUCUUGGCACAAAACAUUACGUUCUCAACCACACCACAGUGGCUUGUAGCACCCGGGUUCUGGUCGCACCGCAGUCUUUGACCAUUACCGUGCAAGAACGCAUCGGCUUGCUUCAGCGGCAUCUUCAGCCCAACCCGCGGCACUGGCGAGCCGGACUGGCUGUGGCUCCAAUCCUACUCAUUGUCGAGCGAAACCCGCAAGGAGACCAUCACCGUGCCGUGGCCAAUCAUGCGGCCAUGGUGGCCAUGCUCCGAGGCGUGUUCACUCAGCAUCGCGUCAAAAUCUUCAGCUAUAAAGAGCAAGAACUGGAGAUGACUCAGCAUUUGUGGUAUGACGCUGACGUGGUCAUUGCUCCGCACGGAGCUGGAACCACCAACGUUGUAUGGAUGCGGGGCGCUCGGGCACAAGGCAUGCGUCAACUGCUUAUUGAGUUGGCCGCGCCCACCCAGACGGGCCGCUACUAUCACAGCCUUGCUGCUGCAAACAGCGUCGACCACGUGUACUACGAGCUGACCGAGGACCGUGGCACUUGGUCAUGGGGCAAUGUUGAAUUGAGGCAAUUGAUCAACAUGGCAGAUCAGAGCAAGCGUGAGGAUAAGCUGGCAGAUCUGUUUGCCGCUCCCACGGAGGCGGAGCUGGCGCGGCGGGCAGAUGUGCAGGAGAACGGCGUCAGCAGCAGCCUCGAGAACGAGGCGGCGGCGAGUGUCGAGGUUGCAGGAGCAGAGAACAACUUGCUCACGGAUCUGCAGGAGAUUGCGGAUGUGGAUGCGACCAUGGACCGGAUAGCAGCGGUGCUCGAUGCCAUGGAGGAUUCGGGCUCCAUGCUGGAGAGCAAGCUGCUAAGCAUGCUGGCGGGCUUUGGUGAGGGCGAGGAUGGCGAUGUUGGUGGAGACGCCACGGCGGCUGCGCGUGGUGAGAGCGUGGACGCCCUCGCCCAAGAAGUUGAUGGAUCUACGACCGAGUUGCAUCUCCUGCUGCAGCACAUGGCCGGGGUUGGCAUGGACGUGGAAGCGCUGCGCGCUGAGAUAACCCAAGAGCUCGGUGCAAACCCGAGCGAGUAG